Molecule: messenger RNA, 564 nt
Organism: Gopherus evgoodei (Goodes thornscrub tortoise)
Lineage: Eukaryota; Metazoa; Chordata; Testudines; Testudinidae
Product: GMP reductase 2-like
Exons: 4
Molecular function (GO): catalytic activity
Source: RefSeq, a predicted model, not a curated record
GUGGCAUUGCAGUGGGGUCAGAGGUCACAGGUGGAAGGCCACAACGCGGAGGCUGCGCCCUGGCCGGGGUUUCAGUGGGGGCCGAGAUGAUGCAGGGGGACAGCGAUGAGCGCCGCACCAGAUUCAUGACAGAUGCCUGGUUGCUGAGCCCCACGCCCCAGUAAGGCACCGAGGGCAGGGUGCCAGGGCUGGAGUGGAGUCCCCUGGGGGCCUCUGGGAUUGUGGAGGAGUCUCCCCAGCCUAUCCUGAGCCACAGUCUCUGCCUCCCUCACCAUGCCGCACAUCGAUAAUGACAUCAAGCUGGAUUUCAAGGACGUCUUGCUGAGACCCAAGCGCAGCACCCUGAAAUCCUGGAGCGAGGUGGAUCUCCUCCAAUCAUUCACUUUCCGCAACUCGCACCAGACGUAUAGUGGUAUCCCCAUCAUUGCUGCCAACAUGGACACUGUGGGCACCUUCGAGAUGGCCAAAGUCCUUUGCAAGUUCUCACUCUUCACUGCGAUCCACAAGCACUACAAGCUGGAGGAGUGGAAGGAGUUUGCUGCCCAGGAGCCCAAUUGCCUGCAG